Messenger RNA from Cavenderia fasciculata, 486 nucleotides. RefSeq lists its product as uncharacterized. Lineage: Eukaryota; Evosea; Eumycetozoa; Acytosteliales; Cavenderiaceae. The record is from RefSeq and is a predicted model, not a curated record. The transcript is spliced from 7 exons. Bases 1 to 486 code for a protein of 161 amino acids.
AUGCGUCGGGUUCGUAUAGACGGUACCAUCGGUUAUGGUGGUGGUGGCGAUGGAAAUAUAAAAGUUAGUAUUUGUUUUGUAUAUCUAUAUCUAUGUACUCCUUCUGCUGCUGCUCUAUUGUUACUACAUGUGCAUUCAGCAUCGAAUCUCUGUGCUGGCUGUAUUUAUGUUUUCAAGUACUUCAAAAUUAUAUUUUUUUCAAAUAAUCGAAUUCUAUUCUGUUCAUCCCGAGGAACACCAAUGAUGAAUGAUCCAGGGGAUAUCAACAUUGGUCACCACCAUCUUCAAUCUCUCUCUGGAACACAACCAUUAUCAUCGUCGUCAUCAUACCGUUUCAGAGUAUUGAACAAACAAAUUUGUUGUUAUGUUAAGUAUUUUCUUAAAGAGUUGUUAAAUGCCGAUUGUGUUUGUGGAUGUGAUAUAUAUAUGGGUAAAAAGGACUGGAUGGAGCUUUGUUGUUCUCUCUCUGUCUCUGUGUAUUAUUAA